AUGGCACAACUGUGCCGCAUGGACUCCGCGCUGAGCACCCUAGACGAGGAGACGCUCUGGGACACGCUAGAGAGCCACCGCUGCAAGAUCGUCCAGAGCAUCUGCCCCAGCCGCCUCACCCCGUACCUGCGCCAGGCCAAGGUGCUGGGCCAGCUGGAUGAGGAGGAGGUCCUGCACAGCGCCCGCUUCACCAACAGUGCCAUGAGAGUUGGGCACUUGCUGGAUCUGCUGAAGGCACGAGGGAAGAAUGGGGCUGUCGCCUUUCUUGAAAGCCUGAAGUUCCACAACCCUGAUGUCUACACCCUGGUCACCGGGCUGCAGCCUGACAUAGACUUCAGCAACUUCAGUGGUCUCAUGGAGACGUCCAAGCUGACUGAGUGCCUGGCUGGGGCCAUCAGCAGCCUGCAGGAAGAGCUGGCCCAGGAGAAGGCACAAAAGGAGGUACUGCUUCGGAGAUGCCAGCAGCUGAAGGAGCGCCUGGGCUCGGCUGAGGCCCGAGCAGAGGGCCUGCGCCAGCUGGAGGUGGACCACAGCCGCAUGAAGCAUGAGGUCAGUGUCCAUUUCCACGAGGUCCUGAAGCUGAAGGAUGAGAUGCUGAGCCUAUCCAUGCACUAUGGCAACGCUCUCCGGGAGAAGGAGCUGGCUGCCACACGCUGCCACAGCCUGCAGGAGGAGCUCUACCUGGUGAAGCAGGAGCUGCAGCGGGCCAGCCUUGUGUCUUCAUGUGAGCGGGAAUCUCGAGAGAGGUCCCUGAGGAUGGCCAGUGACCUGGAGUGUGAGGGAGAGGAACUGAACCGUCUGAAGGAGGAGAAUGAGAAACUCCGCUCUAUGACCUUCAGCCUGGUGGAGAAGGACAUUCUGGAGCAGAGCCUGGAUGAGGCCCGGGAGAGCAAGCAAGAGCUGGUGGACCGAAUCCACUCACUGCGGGAGCGAGCGGUGGCUGCAGAGAGGCAGCAGAAGCAGUACUGGGAGGAGAAAGAACAGACCCUACUCCAGUUCCGGAAGACCCAGGUGGACUGUGAGCUGUACCGAGAAAAGAUAACCACACUACAGGGCCAGGUGGCCGAGCUGCAGAAGGAACGUGACCAGGCAUACACAGCAAGGGACAGGGCCCAGAUGGAGAUUUCUCAGCGCCUGGUGGAGAAGGAUGCCCUGCGCAGGAGAGUGUUUGAGCUGACAGAGCAGGUCUGCGAGCUGCGCACUCAGCUUCGAAGGCUGCAGGCAGAGCCCUCAGGAGGAGUUUCCUUCCUGUGUGACCCCAGCAGUGUCCACCAUGGCUCCCCAUCUGCAGAGCAGCAGAGGUCCCGGCUGUGGUGGGACCUGACUUCCACAUCCUGCCGUGAGCAGAUGGACAGCUUCCGAUCGAGCAGCCCCAUGCCUCCCAGCCAGCAGUCCCUGUACAAGCGGGUGGCAGAGGACUUCCUGGAAGACCCUGAGUCUCUCAGCUUCCCAGAGGUUCUGGAGGUGCGCCUUCCAGGGGCCACAGGGGAUGAUACAGACACAGACCUGGAGUACGAGAUACUAGACGGAGCAGACCUCUCCCAGUCAGAGGACAGCCUGCAGGAGUUUUCACGGAGCCCAAAUGUCUCAGAAAGCAGUGCCCCUGUGAGGCGGAGGCCAGCGCGAAAGAUCCUGAGUCAGGUCACAGUGCUGGCAUUCCAAGGGGACGCUUUGCUGGAGCAGAUAGGUGUCAUUGGCGGGAACCUCACUGGCAUCUUCAUUCACCGUGUCACCCCGGGCUCUGCAGCCGAUGAGAUGGCCUUGCGUCCCGGCACCCAGAUCAUGAUGGUGGAUUAUAAGCCGACACAGCCAUCGUUAAGGGCCACUCUGGAGAACACGACGCUGGAGCAGGCUGUGUGUCUUCUCAGGAGGGUGAAUGGCUCCUGCUACCUGUCUGUGAAGGUCAACACCGAAGGUUAUAAGAACCUAAUCCAGGACCUAGAUGCCAAAGUGGUGACCUCUGGGGAUUCCUUCUACAUCCGGGUCAACCUGGCCAUUCAGAGAAAGGGAGUGGGAGAGCUGCAUGCACACUGCAACGAUAUCCUCCAUGUCACUGACACCAUGUUCCAAGGCCGGAGCUGCUGGCACGCCCAUCACGUGAACCCCUACACCCUGAAAGACAUGGAGCCCGGCACCAUCCCCAACUACUCAAAGGCUCAGCAGCAGCUCCUGGCCCUCAUCCAGGACAUGACUCAACAGUGCACGGUUCCCCGCAAGCCUUCUGGAGGGCCACAGAAGUUAGUGCGAAUUGUCAGUGUGGACAAAGCCAGCCGCAGUCCUCUGUCUUCGUCUUUAGACCAAGGCCAGCUGGCUUCUGGCAGGGAGGAAGGUGGCUCCAGCGCGUGCUUCUGGGCAGAGAGCUUCUUCACUCUGGCCCCGUACACCCUGGUGCACCCCCACAGGCCUGCCCGGCCCCGGCCUGUGCUUUUCGUGCCCAGAGCAGUCGGGAAGAUUCUGAAUAAAAAACUCUGCCUCCUCCAAGGCUUUAAGCAGUGUCCAGCAGAGUACCUGAGCCAAGAGGAGUAUAUCACCUGGAACCAGAGAGGGGAUAUCAUCCAGGAGGGAGAGUCAAUGGGUGACCACCACUGGGUCACUCGGCACGCUGUGGAGUCCCUCAUGAACACGAGCACCCACGCCCUGCUGGACGUCCGGCUGGACAGUGUCCGCGCCCUGCACAGAAUGGACAUUUUCCCUAUCAUCAUCCACGUUUCCGUCAAUGAGAAGAUGGCAAAGAAACUCAGGAAGGGCCUGCAGCGGCUCGGCACAUCGGAGGAGCAGUUCCUUGAGGCGGCCCGGCAGGAGGAGGGGGAACUGGACAGAGUGCCCUGUCUGUACAGCAGCCUAGCCUCUGACAGCUGGAGUGACCCGGACAGUCUGCUCAGCUGCGUGCGCCUGGCCAUUGCAGAUGAGCAGAAGAAAGUGGUAUGGACAGAAGAGAGCCCCUGCUGAGGCCCAGACCUGGCUGGGGACUGUGACCUCCACUCUGCUGUCAGUGUUGUCAGCAAACAAGCCUGCUUCCUUCCCUGGCCUGGGUUUGACCGGCAUGUGCUCACAGCAGUCAAGGUGUAAAUGACAACACCACAAUCACACAGUAUGGCCUGGACUGAUGGAGGAUUGGAGGACAUUCUGCCAGGUGGGGGUUCUUCUGAGACCUGCUGGGGCCGGUGCCCCAACCUCCUAUGAAUGGCUUCCUGGGGACUAUCCCUCCUUUUACAUUUCCGAAGUCAAAGCAGUGAGCUUCUGGCAAGCUCACUGGAGCAGUCAUCCCCAUGCAGGGCAAGGGCACAGACUCUGGGCACUGAGGGCAUGGCUCUAACUGAGCCAUGUCACAACUGCUAACAGCCAAGUGCUGCCACCAACACCUGCAAACACAGACUUGAGUGGCUGACUCACGGCCCAGUGCCCAGCCCCAAAUACCAGGUUGCUUUGGUGCAUGUCCUGGGCAGAGCCAAUGGACUCUUCCUGAUGGAAGAACUGACUCUCAAACUGACAUUGCCCUCUGCUCCUUCUUGGGGUGGGUGACACCCCGAUGGAUGAGCUGCCCCCUCACUAUAAAUCAGUUAUUUGGGCGGGGUAUUUGACUGUCAAUGACUAAAAUCUAGUAUGCUA
Molecule: messenger RNA, 3609 nt
Organism: Cricetulus griseus (Chinese hamster)
Lineage: Eukaryota; Metazoa; Chordata; Mammalia; Rodentia; Cricetidae
Source: RefSeq, a predicted model, not a curated record